Molecule: messenger RNA, 2229 nt
Organism: Exophiala aquamarina CBS 119918
Lineage: Eukaryota; Fungi; Ascomycota; Eurotiomycetes; Chaetothyriales; Herpotrichiellaceae
Exons: 2
Coding region: 1-2229 (742 amino acids)
Source: RefSeq, a predicted model, not a curated record
AUGGCAGACUUAUCUGGUGGGCCCAUAUAUUAUGAAGACUCAAGGUCGUGGUUUCGAUCAAGUAAUUGGUUUCGCUACAAUAGCCCUGAUGGCCACAAACCUAAGCCUGAAAAUGGGCCAGAACGGUUCGCAGAGCAUCGGGAAAAAUUCACUGAUUAUCAAAAACGGGUCCACCAUCACAUUGGAAGCAGAGCUUUGACACUUAUCAACGAGUGGAGGAUAGCCUCGAGCUUGAAACACGCAUGCGUCUUCCUCGGGUUCUCCCUACCUGUUAUCAUAUUCAUCAUUGUCAUUGACGCACCCCGACUAUAUAACUACCAUUCGCAAUACUGGAAUAGCAAGUUCAAUCACUGCAAUUUCAACGGGGCCUUCACGCCCUACGAUGAACCUUCGAUCAGCCAGUGGGACACAGCCGGGUUCUUAUAUAUAACGGUCGCCUGGGGCAGAAUGUCCUUUCCGCUGGCGAAGUUUAUCGAUGUCGUUUGGCAUAAUGUGGCAGGUAGGGCCGUGCAAGCUGUCCUAGCCUGGACCACGUAUACGGUCUCGUCACAGUAUCUCUUAAUGGCCAUGCGAGAGGCUCCAGUCUCUUAUACGACUUUUGAAGCACUGGCUUUCGUACCUCCAACCUUCAUAAGAACUUUGAGGCUCGCUGGCGAUCUCCUAAUGAGACGAGGCGUGGCUGCAAGAUUGAUUACGCUCUGGAUAGUCCUCAGCUCGGUUUUUGUUCUCAGCUUUUCUUCUUGGUCAGCCGCCAUGGCAGGAUACAGCAGUAUUACUUACGCUGUGAUGGACACGUAUGAUGGUGAACUUGUUGCAUGGGAAAACUACCAGGUUGUGCAGUUUGCCAUUGCCGAUGCAUGGAGAAUUGGUGAGCCAAGUAUCGUUCUCAUCACAACGGGUAGAGAGUGUGUCUUAGACGGCUUUUACAACAACGACGAUGAGGAUGUGGAUGAAGAUGAAGAUGAGUCAGGUGAAUAUGACGAGCCUUGGAAGUAUGUCCCGGUUAAUUGUUCAAUAUUCUGGCGAACUGUCGAGUAUGUGCACAAUUACGGUCUGCACGCCAACCAAGGGACACCAAGCUCGUUCAUCAUAGGAGAUGUGCAACACAAUUUAAGCUCUCCAACACUCAAUAUCACAACUUCAUUCGACAAUUCUUCACUCGAGACCCUGUCAGGAUACCUUACGGAUCUGGCAGCCCACAAGCACAUUUCCAGAUUGGGUUUUGUUCAAGAUAUCUCUCCGUCCACCUUCUGGGUGUAUCGAAAUGAGACUUAUUCUUGGGAGUACGUGCUCGACCAUGCCUCGUGUCGAUAUAGUAAAUACCACGAUUGGGGCUUUUCAUUUUUGAUUCUCUUCAUCACCUCCCUACUUCUUGCACUAUGGUCGAUCGGAACCUACGCUCUUUGGCUCUAUGUUCAGCUGCAUGAUCGUAGGAAAGAUGGACACAGCGACCAAGGGAUGUUUGGCAUAUACAACUCCAGCUUGGCCCUGGUCUAUGCGUUGAGAAAUGAUUUUGGAGAAGAAGUACUUCAGCCAGGGAUGACGGAAUCUAAUAUCAGAAGCUUGCUUCGACGCAGAGGGAAAACAGGGAUCGCCGACAUUCGAGAGCCUCAGGUUGUGAGCACAACAACUGCCCGUGAGCAAACUGCGCUAGUGAGGUAUCCAGACCUUCAAGCAAGCAGUCAUCUCACGCCUCCUCACAGCAGAACAUCAAAAAGUGCUUGGGAAACUUUCAAGCAUUUGCUAUGGCCCAGAUAUCCGUCAGCCGAACAUUCUCUUCCCUACCAGUCUACAACCUCCUCACAGGCGCAUAUAAUGCGUACAUCUACCAUAGCGUCAUCAAUUAAAUCAUCAAGCUUGGCGUCCACCCUGAGCCCAUCGACGACUUUCAAUUACAGCGCGACGAUCCCAGCUUCCAAUCCUCCAAGUCUGGGGGCGGAUCUCAUUUCGCCAACCUCAUGCAUCAGCUCCAGAGGCGGGAGGCCAGGUUUCGGGGUAAGCAAUUCGACCAAUCGGUCAUACUCCUACUCUUCGACCUUGUCCCAAAUCGAUCCAUCAGCCUCGGAGCGGCAUCGCAAGGCAUCGCAAGUGAGCUCAGCCCCCGCCGAACCCGCCGCGGCGUAUCAAGGGCUAUCGCAAAUAUCAGGAUCCUCAAGCACCAGAACGGCGCCGGGCAAAGGGCUCGCAUGCAACGCCUUUGAGUUCAGAAAUGACCUUGGUGACGACUGA